Lindgomyces ingoldianus is the source of this 863-nucleotide messenger RNA. RefSeq lists its product as uncharacterized. Lineage: Eukaryota; Fungi; Ascomycota; Dothideomycetes; Pleosporales; Lindgomycetaceae. The transcript is spliced from 2 exons. The record is from RefSeq and is a predicted model, not a curated record. Bases 126 to 635 code for a protein of 169 amino acids.
GAUCGUCUGCCAGUUCAGCAAAAGUUUGCUUCGGGUUCCUUCUGCCCAAGAUCUACGAAUUUGCAUCGAGCCACCCGUAUUUGCACCAAUUGAACUAAUUCUUACACGUCGACCGACCCACCACCAUGUUCUACAUCAUGUAUCUCACAGGUCUUUGCAACCGCCGCCACUGGCCUGACCCACUCUUUCAGACGUACCGCACUCGUCACGGAUAUGGAUGUACUGUGCGGGUCAACAACCGGGAAUACAGUACGGAUGUGGAGUACGAGUCGGACGAAUUGGCGAAGAACGCAGCUGCUACUCGGGCCUACAUGAUCUGCCGCAACUUCUCCGUCAACGAUGGGAUGUAUCCUGGUCAGCGUCCUGGCCAGGGAGGCGUUAUUCAGGGGCUUCCGGUAGCGAUUGGUACAGGCCGGAGAAACACUUGCUCGUCUAAUGACUACGAUAGUGCUAGCAGUACUAGCGGCGGAACUAGCCCCAGGAACAGCGACUGUGGUCUUGAUUCUGAACCGAAAGCUCGAAGGUCUAGCAAGUCCUCCCCCCAAUCUACCUCAAACUGCUAUUGCGGCCGCGACACCGUUCGGGCUUACGAGAGGUGCACCUACUGUCUCCGAGAGGCAGGCUACCGUUGUUAGACGUUUAUUUACCUGCACUGGCGUCAUCCAUUAUCAUAUUUUUUCCAAGGAAAAGGCUGAAAAUGAUACCUUAACGAAGCAAAAGACUUGACGAGCUCAGGCUCAGCGAUACCACAAAUAUUACGACCUGCAUCACGAUAGCAACGACAUGAUGAAUGAUUUACAUGAAUUUAUUUCAGCCUCCGUAUUCCUUUUCAUGUUGGUUCAGUUCCGAUACUUCAUCUCUUC